Molecule: messenger RNA, 1202 nt
Organism: Manduca sexta (tobacco hornworm)
Lineage: Eukaryota; Metazoa; Arthropoda; Insecta; Lepidoptera; Sphingidae
Exons: 6
Coding region: 20-1162 (380 amino acids)
Source: RefSeq, a predicted model, not a curated record
UCAAUACGGGGUUCCGUUUAUGCAGUUUUUGAUAACUUUUAUUUAUGCAAUCUAUUUACGAUUGACUUUGAUCAACGUGGCAAUAUUUGGUCUGAAAUAUGUCCCCACUGCUAUAUACAUGUAUUCUUUGGUAAAAAAUGUUUACGUGACAUCGCGAGCUAGACUGAAGAAAAAACAAAGCGAUUUAGAAGACAUGCAAUUACAGAUUCAGAUAAUAAAUACGAAAUUAUCUGUUCGCGACGCGGAGUUUAUGGAGCGGGCAGAGAUGUUGCGACGCGGAACCGAGAGACUUAGGAAAGUCAGACUGCGUGUGCGAGAAGUCAUUGCAAGCGACGAAUCUUUGAGGCAUGUUUUAGAGAACGCUGAAAUGUGGGAUAGCGAAAACGAAAUAAACUCACACUCCACACCACAGGAAGAGCGUGAAUACAUUGUUGAAUUAUUGAAGGAGCUGCACUGCGAUAAGGUCGCUAUUUCCAAACGACAAACGGACAAAAUGGAUUGUGGGGAACGAGCUCAAUCCGAGCCAGACACGGGCGACAAUAGCGUGUACUCGUCACUGAGCGACGUCGAUAUCCGCCAGGACUGCCGCGUCAAGAUUGUGAAAGUAACCAAUGUUUACAAAGUGGCUUACCUGAAACAUUUCAUCAAGCAAAAACGUCUCCGUCGGGCUAACAGACAAGCCGUGUUGAAGAAAAAGAUGGAAAGCAUAAAGAAACUGCUAGAAGACUGGCAAAAGACACUUAACAUGGUGAUUAAUAAUAAAUUGGCUUUCCUGGACGCGCAUCCGUUAGACCUCGCGUCACAAGACGCCCGCGGUGACUACUCCAAGCCGCGCGAAUCAGACUCCGAUAGUGACUUGAGGAACAGUAGUAACGAUUUGUGUUUCGACGACGAGUACAGUUUAAGUUGGGCGCAGAAUCCAUAUAGACCUUACGGAUACGGUUUUGAGGAUGCCCCGAACACGGCCGUAUCAAGAGAACACAGCCCGAAGGAUUUCGGCGACAUCAAAUAUUCUGGACUCAAUCUUCACCCGUGCGAUUACGGCGUAAAAAGCUCCGCCGUGUUGUCCUCCAUUAUCGAAGAAAUCCAUGACCAAAGAGCUGACGAGAUCAAAAGCGAGGCGGGGGAAGAGAGCGAUUGCCGUGACUUCGUCGCUAUAUGAUGUUUUUGAAUGAAUUUUACAAUAAAUUGCAUUAACUGUU